Owenia fusiformis is the source of this 1845-nucleotide messenger RNA. Lineage: Eukaryota; Metazoa; Annelida; Polychaeta; Sabellida; Oweniidae. The record is from the annotation of a GenBank genome assembly.
AUGCAGGACUUUAUCCGUUUGGACGGAGGCCACGAUACAGUGGCCUUAGGAGAAGCACAACGGGGAUGUACAUUAGGCGGGGUAAUAUCAGAGACACCUAUCGUAGAUCUACCCGAUGGACCGAUACGAGGGACUCAAAAGUCGCUUUUAAAUCGAAACAAUUCGCCAUACUUACAAAACCGUGAUCUAUCUUACGUGGAAUAUCUUGGAAUACCAUAUGCUGAACCACCAGUUGGAAAUCUCAGAUUCAAACCUCCGCAAGCAAUUAUUACAAAAUGGACUGAUGUACGAGAUGCGACUUCACACGGAGCUGCUUGCAUGCAGCACAAGACCGGAAUAUUUCCACCACCGGCUGAAAUGAGCGAAGAUUGUCUGUACCUUGAUAUCCUGACGCCUGCAGGUAGUUCUAGGUCUAAUCCUAAGGCAGUAAUGGUCUGGAUCCAUGGUGGCGGGUAUGUUCUAGGAUCCACACGCCUGUUCAAUGUUGCCAAGCUCACAGUCAUCGGUGAUGUGGUCGUUGUCUUGGUGAAUUACAGAUUAGAUGUAUUUGGGUUCCUCAGUACAGGAGAUAGUGUUGUUCCAGGUAACAUGGGCUUAUUGGACCAACAACUCGCGAUUCGUUGGGUGAAGGAGAAUAUCGCACUAUUUGGAGGGGAUCCCGAAAGAAUAACUUUGAUUGGACAGUCAGCAGGAGCGACGAGUGUUACGCAACAUGCAAUUUCUCCAACUAACAAAGGACUUUUCCAGCGGGUCAUAUCUCAAAGCGGGACGAUAUUCACAGAUUAUGCAUUCAACAACAAUGACAUGAUACCUGCCAUAAGAAAGACAGGGAGGCCAUUGGGUUGUAACGAUACUGAUAUUAUCAUGUUGAUUGAAUGUCUCCAAGGCGCAGAUAAAGAUGAACUUCUACUUGCCUCUCGUCCUCCUUCUCCGCUAGAAGUUGAGGGAUUAAUUUGGAGCUGGGGUCCAGUUUUGGAUGGAACAUUUUUUGUCAAGCCACCCCGUGAAAUGACACGUGGGAAAGGCAACGGACAGGCUGAGAGAAUGUUGAAAAGUAUAGAUCUACUAAUCGGACACAAUGGCAACGAGGGGUACAAUCAUCUUCAACUGUACGCCUUUUUUCAAAAUCCACGCGAGUUUUCACUUACUGCGCAUACAUGGAAUGAUGUUGGAUUUCUAAGAGAUCUUUCCGAAAAAUUGUUCCGAGCAGUCGGCAACAAGUAUGGUAAUGAUGAAGUAGCGGAAAUGAUCUAUGAAAUACUUGCGUACACAUAUCUUAAUAUCCAAAAAGGAUCAGACUUUGAUGGUCCAAAGCUUGCUGAAGUACUUCAUGAAUUGUUGACGGAUGAAUUAUAUUUGAUUCCAGCCUUAAAGUUUGCUGAUUUGCACGCUGAACUUGGCGGGCAAACCUUCAAAUAUCAUUUUGACUAUAGACCAUCUUCAAGCAUACAUCCCGACUGGGUCGAAGGGGCAGAUCAUUUCACUGAAGUUCCGUAUGUGUUCGGAAUGAUUCACAAUAAUUCGCCUGCCUUCGACCAGCUGCUGUCUUACAACCUGAUUAAAUACUGGAGCAACUUUGCCAAGACAGGAAAUCCAAACGAACCAACUACUUAUCCGGGACUGCCAGCAUAUUGGCCUCAGUUUACAAAGGGGAAAAGGCAAUUCCUAGAAAUAUCUGUUAACAUCACAUCAAGCAAGCCUGGUGAAAUCAUCAAACCCGACCGAGUUUACUUCUGGACUGAAUAUCUCCCGAAGAUUGUGGCUACUUUGAAAUGUGGAGCGAGAAAGCAAAUGAGAAAGAAACAGAGAAAAGCAGAGGAUGAUGCCGAGCUUGAUAAUAAAUAA